Pygocentrus nattereri (red-bellied piranha) is the source of this 2808-nucleotide messenger RNA. It is a transcript of the gene st3gal7, whose product is annotated as ST3 beta-galactoside alpha-2,3-sialyltransferase 7. The coding region runs from base 181 to 1326 and encodes 381 amino acids. The transcript has 7 exons. NCBI's taxonomy places the organism in Eukaryota, Metazoa, Chordata, Actinopteri, Characiformes, Serrasalmidae. The record is from RefSeq and is a predicted model, not a curated record. Gene Ontology annotation, molecular function: lactosylceramide alpha-2,3-sialyltransferase activity.
GUCAGAGACAAACAACACUCUCAUAUAACUGCUGUUAAGAGUCACCGAGUUGAAAGGGCACUGCUGCUUUCUGUCCAACACAACCAUGACUUUCAUGCCAAUAAUAAGAAAUAAAAUCUGAAAAAGGAGGAGGAAUGCUCAGGCACUGUCAGGAGAAGCGUGAUACCCUGUGGUCAACUGAUGGUCACUUUAAAGCACCUGAACGUAAAGGACCAUGAUGAGGGCAGCACUCUGGUGCUUACAGAAGCAGGAAGCUCCGAGACCUCUGGCACCAAGUGUUGGAGUGAAGAGUCCGGAGAAUUCUUCCUCAACCAGCAGAAAAACUUUGCUCUAAGCCUUAUCCUGCUUCUGGGCUGUUAUUCAGCACUUCUUGUCCCUGCAUAUCUGCCUACACAGCAACCCAUCUGGAGUGAGAGGACCACCACUCAGUCCGUGGCUCUGAUUAAUCGCUCUGCAGCCCUGCUGUCUCAGCCGUGCAGCAGUAGCUGGAGCACAGUGAGGCUGAGCACAGUACCUCAGUUCCGUGGCCUGCUGGACAUCCCUGUCUUCCUGCAGAAUGUAACAGCAGAGUGGGAGCUGUCGCCCCCACUGGGCCUGCAGGGCAGUGAAGAGACACUGGCCCACACCCUCAAAGCUCUCCCCCUUUCCAGGCUGCCCUCUGCCCCAGAGAAAUGUAGAAGAUGCAUGGUGGUGGGGAGUGGCGGAGUCUUGUAUGGAAAACAGCUUGGAAUCCAUAUAGAUAAACAUGAUAUCAUCAUCAGGAUGAACAAUGCACCAGUAUUUGGAUUUGAGACAGAUGCCGGUUCAAGAACCACCAUUCGACUGGUCUAUCCUGAAGGGGCCCCCUUAUUACAACAGGAAUACCAGAACACGGAUAUAAUUGCUUUAGUUGUAUUUAAGAGGCUGGAUUUAGAGUGGCUUGCCGCUGUUUUGGCAAAGAAGCCUUUGAGCUGGUGGUCUAAACUGUGGUUUUGGAGGCAUGUCGUCAACGAGAUUCCACUUCAGCCAGAAAACUUUCGCAUCAUGAAUCCUGAAAUACUGAAGAGGACAUGGCAUGUAAUGCUAUCUUACACACAACAGGAAAGAAAGACUGUUCCUACUCUGGGGAUCAGUGCGGUGGUGCUGGCGUUGCAGCUGUGUGAUGAAGUGAGCCUGGCUGGGUUUGGCUAUGACCUUCAGCAGCCUGGAGCCCCGCUGCACUACUAUGAGACUCUGCGCAUGGACGCCAUGAUGACGCAAGUAGUGCAUGACGUCAGCACCGAGAGCCUCUUCCUGCGGGAUCUAGUUAAAGCGGGAGUCGUGCACGACCUCACAGGUGCGCUAUGACGCUGUCACAGCGCCUCCGCGUCCUCCCUGCAACACCACUCUUAUUAGAAACGCAGAGAACAAAGGAAAGACAGGGUUUCAAAGCAAGAUGCAAAACAACAUGGGUGAAAAAAGGAAACACAAAAAAAAUCAACCACUUGUGGGGAUAGUUUGUUCAAUGUGGCAAAUUCAUGAUCCACAAGCGGCCGCAGAUACUAAAAUCUAGCUUUAGCGUAAACUAGCAUAAAAUUGGCAUUAUCUCAACUAAACCAAUAAGAGUAAUUACAGAAUUAAAGGAACAUUAAGGCAAAAACUCAAAUGUAAACAGUUUUCCCACUCACCCCAGAUAUAGGACAAAAGCCAGGACGCGUUUGGUGUGAACAUUUGGCCUCUGGUUUAGCCCUGGAGCUACGAGGCUAACAAUGCUAACAAAUACUAAAAGUUAAGUGUUCUUCGCUGUAAAUACAACCGCAAAAAGCUCUCUCAACCCGCAUCCAGGUCUUCACUAAUAUCGCACAGACUUAUAGAACUAUAAAAAUAUUAUAGCUUCAUCGUGUGGCUGAGCACAGCCACUUUACAGAAGAGGUGCUGUGCCGAAUUCCGACUCCCUCGCAGAAACUGCCUCCCCGUCGCGUGCACGAGCGUCUGCAGCUUACGUUCACGAUUUCUGCCGUUUCCUCUUAAAAUUAUAGGUCUUUAUUUUGAAAAUACAACUGACGGUUAUAGAAAGAAACAAUACAGAUUCCGAACAUACUCUGCAUGGUCCACAUGCCUACCUGACUUGAAGAGAGGUCGAAUAUAGGCACACCAGAAAUAUGAAAGCUCGGCAUUCAGGGAGUUUUCCCUCUUCAUUUUAUAGUUCACGGGGAGUCGCACUGUGCCCUAAAUCACAAGUCUGUGGUGAAUUAAUAAAGAGCUGGGCGUGGUUGGAGCUGGUUUAUGGAACGGCAUCUCAUAUGACUAAAAAUUUGGACACCACACACAUCUUGGCUGAAUGAAUACAUCUGAGUUAAGUCCGAAAACUGUAAAUUAGAUUUUUUUUGCUGAACUAUUUCUUCAGAUUUCCAUGGUGUGCACUAUACUGUUUAAUGCAGUAUUAUCCAGCCCCACUCAUCAGAUAAAAUGUCAAAGGUCUCAUAACAUGCAUGACUACUCUUACAAUACUUUAAGGCAUGUUUAAUAAAAUUUCCUUUACAACAUUUUUCAGAAUCACAUCUGUCACAAAAAGUGCACAAUUUCUAUUGCUUAAUACAAUCCAGUAGUUAGAACAACACAGUAGCUUCCUGAUGCUUCUUUAAAUGAAGGAGAGAACUCAUGAGACUGCAUGAUCAAGGGACACUGCAGGUUUAAAUGUACAUCUCAAUAUGAGGUCAAAGUUACACGUGUAACCAGCUGUGCUGUAAUGCUGGCAAUUAACGUGAUCAUCAUUUAAAGCUACAUAUAGUAAGAUUUAUAAAAUGUUCUUAUGAAAGUGUUUUUAAAUAAAGUACACAGAAGAACUAA